This is a messenger RNA of Dufourea novaeangliae, 3716 nucleotides long. RefSeq names its product phosphatidylinositide phosphatase SAC2 (gene sp3). Gene Ontology annotation, molecular function: phosphatidylinositol-4-phosphate phosphatase activity. The transcript has 13 exons. Gene Ontology annotation, biological process: regulation of endocytic recycling; phosphatidylinositol dephosphorylation. Gene Ontology annotation, cellular component: early endosome; clathrin-coated endocytic vesicle. The record is from RefSeq and is a predicted model, not a curated record. Bases 94 to 3696 code for a protein of 1200 amino acids. NCBI's taxonomy places the organism in Eukaryota, Metazoa, Arthropoda, Insecta, Hymenoptera, Halictidae.
UGGCGAAAUGUCCGUCAGAGGCGGACUUUCGUUAAAAGGGGUGACGUUACACAUGUAGUCAGAAAAUCAUUAUUCUGCGGACAAGUCAGAAUAAUGGAACUUUUUCGUACUGACACGCAUUUUAUUUUCGUGAAAGAGAGGUACAGCCUUUGGUGUGACAAAUUCACGGGCGAAUUCUCUGCGAAAUCGGAUUGGGAAUGGGCCUCUCCGAAGGAUUUAGAAUGUCUUGGUAUGUUUUAUGGAAUCGUUGGGAAAAUAGAACAGGUCUCAGUAUUAGAGCCUCGUUUGAUGCUAAUUAAAGAAGUUUCACCAGCUGGAGAAUUAUAUGGUGGCCAUGUUAUAUAUAAGAUUAAAUCUAUUGCAUUUUUGCAUCUUGGCACUGAAAACAGUGAUAUUGGACUUCUGCCAUGCAAAAAGCAUCAGAAUCUGCCAAAGAAAAAAAGUCAAGGUAGUUUGUUCGAUGUGCCACAAAAAGCUGCUUUUGCCAAAACAUGGGGAACCAUUAAAAGUGCGACAAACACAAUAAAAAACACUACACAGCAAGCAGCUGCACUUGCAACAUCUCAGGUGAAAUCUACAGUAACUAAACGAAGCAUUGUCAAAGACAAAGAAAGAUUCGAAAAAAGAAUCUUAGAAGAGCUGAAUAAAAUUUUUACAGAAACAGAUUCCUUCUAUUAUUGUCAAACUGGGGACAUUACUAAUAGCCUACAAAGACUUUGCAUUACAGAGUCACAGAAAAAUGAAGAGGAAUCACACAAACCACUUUGGCAAAGAGUAGACGACAGAUUUUUUUGGAAUAAGCAUAUGCUGCAGGAUAUAAUUAAUCUAAAAACAGAUAAAGCCAACUGCUGGAUACUGCCAGUUAUUCAGGGAUAUGUACAAAUAGAACAGUGCAAAGUAGAAGUAGGUUUUGAUGAUCAACAACAGCAUGAAACCUUUAAUUUAGCUAUUAUAUCAAGGAGAAGCAGGUUUCGUGCAGGAACAAGAUAUAAGCGACGUGGUGUGGAUGAUGACGGAAAAUGUGCAAACUAUGUGGAAACAGAGCAAUUAGUUUGGUAUCAUGACCACCAGGUAUCUUUUGUACAAGUUCGAGGUAGUGUACCUGUAUACUGGUCUCAGCCUGGCUAUAAAUACAAGCCUCCACCACAUAUUGACAAAGACGAACCAGAAACACAAAUUACAUUUGAGAAACAUUUUACCGAAGAACUCGGGGUGUAUGGUCCAAUUUGUAUUGUCAAUCUUGUAGAACAAACGGGUAAAGAGAAAAUCAUUUGGGACGCUUACAGUAACCACGUGAUCAAUUACAACCAUCCGGACAUAACGUACACAAUAUUUGAUUUCCAUGAAUACUGUCGCGGAAUGCAUUUUGAAAAUGUGACUAUCCUGGUCAAUGCAUUAGCUACGGUACUGACAGACAUGGGCUACUGUUGGCGCGAUAAGCAAGGCACAAUUUGCAUGCAGAAGGGAGUGUUUCGGGUGAAUUGCAUAGAUUGUCUAGAUAGAACGAACGUGGUGCAGACUGCUCUGGGUAAAGCUGUGAUGGAAAUGCAGUUUUCCAAGCUGGGACUAAUACCGCCGGAUGGCACGCUACCAGCAAAUAUUAGACAGACGUUUCAGUUGCUUUGGGCGAAUAAUGGGGAUAUUAUUAGUAAACAAUACGCUGGCACAAAUGCUCUGAAGGGGGAUUACACAAGAACAGGGGAACGAAAAUUUACCGGUUUAAUGAAAGAUGGCAUGAAUUCUGCGAACAGAUAUUUUCAACAACACUUUCUGGACGACAUUCGUCAAGCGGCGAUAGAUACCUUGCUAGGGAAUCCCAUCAACUUUAAUGAACUGAAACUCGAUUGGUCGCACUAUUUAGACAUCUUUGAUCAUUGCUGCAAUGAGCUAAUACCCGUGAAACCGACAAGCAUAGAGCUUCAAAUUGCUACUUAUCCUGACUUUAUUUAUGCCAGUGCUAUGUAUUAUUUAGUAAGAUACUAUUUAAAUCGCUUCAAAGAUGUCUAUAGGCAAGCUACCAUUGAUAUGAUGCUAGGAAAUUCAGUGAGCGAGGAAGUGUUUCAAGAACGUACAGAAGAAGAGGAUAAUGCUGCAACAGCGAUUCAUGUGAAACUGUUGAUAGAGGACUGCAAGAAACUACUUAUACCCGAUCCAGAAAUAAUUCUAGGCAGUUGGGGUCUUAUAGAUGCGGAUCCAGUAACCGGAGAUCCAACCGAAACAGAAAUGGAUACUAUUCUUAUAUUAACGCGAGACAGUUAUUACGUAGCUGAUUAUGACGACCAGAUCGACAAAGUUACAAAUUACCAAAGAGUUCCACUGGAGGAUAUUGUGUUGAUCGAAUUUGGACAACCUGAGAGUCUAGUUUCUCUGUUUAAAAAUAAGCAUUUUUACUGUAUUAGAAUAAAUUACAAGGUAGCCAACGAAUAUGGCUACUUUCACAUGUUUCGCAGUACAAACUUACGGUUUUUUAACAACAUGGCUGUUGUUGUAAAAACCGAGGAGGAAGGUAUAGAAUCUUUAAAAGCAAUCUGCGAGGCUAUUGCCGUAGCAAUGGAAAUAGCAGGUCUUCCAAAGGCUCCCAUAGCGAUGAAUGUAACAUUAGAUAGACGAAAGAGUAAAGUAGUUAAUGUGAAAGGAACUACAGGUCUCCUAGACAUAUCAUCAUUUCCUGAGUUGACUAGAAAUGUCUCCGAGACACAGUUACUAGCUCUUAAAAGUGCAGGAACGAAAGCGUUAAACAACAUGUCAGAGCAGUUCAGUAAAUUAAACAAACUCAGUCAUAGUUUUAGCGCUAGGAAACCAAUUGACUUGGCUAAAAGUAUAGGCAAGAAGUCCGAAGCAUCCUCUAAACCUACGUUCACGCUCGGUGGCAGAGAUAUAUCUGUACAUGGAAAACGUCACAGCGGAAGUAGCAGUAGCGACGACGAGAAUUUAAACAUUUCGUCCGGUCCCUUACAGAAACCAGAGAACUUCAGUCACGAUAAAAAUCUAAUGGAAGCUUAUACUCCAUCCAUUGGGAUUAUAAUGGGUGUUAAAAAUGCUGAAGUAAUGGAUUCCGAUAAAAACAAUGAGGAGCACAACUUAUUGAUGCGACCCAACAAUUUGCCAGAUCAGAAGUCCAAUGCAGAAGGCUUGGUGAUACCAGAACCUGUGUCCGGAUCAAGCACUCUGAGCACGUCUCCUCAGAGGACUACGGCGACUACUCCAGAAAUAACAAUUCAGAAUGUGACAGACGGUUCGACAGAAGACAAGGACAGAGUAGCCCCACCCUCAACAUUAAAUCUGACCAAAAAUAUUAGUCAUUCAUCCGGAGAAGUUGACAGCAGGUUCAUACACAGCAAUGCAAAUACCAACAAUUUGCAAACAGAGAAUAGAUUACAAGAGAAGAAACGAUCGACAUCGGAACAAGAUUUGACCUUGAACAUUACGUCUUCUCAGAGUGAAUCGGCUUUGAAGUCUAUUAAAACUAAUAUCACCAAUGUUACCAGCCCAGUAGCAACCACAGCCAAAGAUAUUCUGUCACCGUUUUCGAAAUUCGCGAAAGGCGUGCAAACGCUAGGAGCAAAUUUAGAUCCUAGAAAGUUGAAACCAGGGCAAGGAGGAUUACAGAGAAAUCUAUCGGACCAUCACGUGGAACAACGUCAAAAGUUACAAGAGAGGUGGGGUUCCUGUCAAUCCAAGCUCAUUGCUUUAUAAGUUUUUUUUUUUUUUUUUGA